AUGGAUAACGACACCAGCAUGGGCGAAGUCCCCGCCUCCCGUCUGCUGGACCCUCAGAUCUUCGAGCAUCUCAAAAACAAGAUUGAUGAGGACCAGCAAGUUCGUGAUCAGAUGAGCCAGACGAUCCAGAAGUUGGACAGGGCCAUCUCCUACGUUCAGGGCCUUCUUUCUCGAGUCCACGCCACUCCGCGUGAGCAGUAUGGCUCUUUGUUGACGGACGUACAGGCCGGCAUCCAGAAGGAGGUUGAGGUCAUUGGUGAGCUGCAGGAGAUCGCCUCCAAGCACCCCUACUACAAGUACAACCAGAAGUGGAAUCGCCAGGUUCAGAACGCCAUUUUCACCGUCCUGUUGUGCGGUUGGCUCGGUGGCCUUACCUCUGACGGUCAGCCUGGUCCAGUCGCUCGUCUGCUGACUCUUGAGGAGGUUGGUGAGAUCUUCAAGGUGCCCGUCAACCUUAAGGACCGUGACGCCUUCCACCUGACCAUCGAGGAGUAUCUCCUUGCCCUCACCGACCUGACUCAAGAACUCUCACGUCUCGCCACCAACGCCGUCACCUUGGGUGACUUUUCCAUGCCCGUUGAAAUUAGCAGCUUUGUCAAGGAUCUGUUCGCCGGAUUCCAGCUCCUCAACCUCAAAAACGACAUUCUUAGGAAGCGUGUGGAUGCAGUGAAGUACGACGUCAAGCGAGUUGAGGAUGUUGUCUACGAUCUUUCACUUAGGAGUUUGAUCCCGAAGAAGGAAAGUUCUGCUGGAGAGUCAGCGUCCGAUGCGAAGCCCUAA
Messenger RNA from Colletotrichum truncatum, 780 nucleotides. Its product is annotated as translin family protein. The record is from RefSeq and is a predicted model, not a curated record. Gene Ontology annotation, biological process: RNA metabolic process. NCBI's taxonomy places the organism in Eukaryota, Fungi, Ascomycota, Sordariomycetes, Glomerellales, Glomerellaceae. Gene Ontology annotation, molecular function: single-stranded DNA binding; sequence-specific DNA binding; RNA binding. Gene Ontology annotation, cellular component: cytoplasm; nucleus.